This is a messenger RNA of Physcomitrium patens, 9984 nucleotides long. RefSeq lists its product as uncharacterized. NCBI's taxonomy places the organism in Eukaryota, Viridiplantae, Streptophyta, Bryopsida, Funariales, Funariaceae. Gene Ontology annotation, cellular component: endosome membrane. Gene Ontology annotation, biological process: endosome organization; receptor-mediated endocytosis; regulation of early endosome to late endosome transport. The record is from RefSeq and is a predicted model, not a curated record.
UCUUUCUAUCUGUAUCUGUCUAUGUCGUCUCUCUUCUUCCAUCUCGCUGCGCUUGAGAACUGAGUGAGUGAGGCGUUUGUUGCGUGGCGCUCUUAUUCCAUUUGUAAUUGCCGUGCCAUCGCCAGGCGCCCGCCUCUCCUAGUCCUCCGCCCUGUCGUGGACUCGAGGCUCUCUGGACCAUUCGCAAUUGCUCGAGAGUGUGUGAAAAAACGUGGUGUGGAUCCGCGUCCAUCGAAUACUCUGCUAAAUGAUUUCCCUUGUUGUCGGUCCGCAGUGUUAGACUUUAUACCGAUUCGGGGCCGCGAAGCGAGUGAAUGUGUAGUGAAUUUAGCGUCUCGGGAAUGUCGUAGGACUCUUGCUUGGGUGAUGAACAUGAAGGGAGGAACGAGUUCUGCUCUUUUUUUUUUUUUUUUUUUUUUUUUGCGGAUUGGGUUGUGAUGGUGUAGUGAGAAGCAAUAGUUAAGGUUCGGGGAGUGGUUUAGAUGAGGUAUUUAGCUCGCCACAAUUCUGAUUCGGAAAUUUGCGCCGCAUUGUCUUACAUUGAGGAAUUUGGAGGUUCUAAUGAGUGUGUUUGAUUUCGGGAUUUUAGAAGUCUAGGAAAAUGCAAGCAUGAGGGAGGAAGUGCUGAAAAGAUCAUGAGCGAUUUUUAGGGCUCGAGGUGGAAUGUGGGAAUCCUCAGUUGCGACGGGCAGGUUUGAGGGGAGGAGAUGCCCUGUUGGUGAAACUAGAUGCUAGGCUGGGCAAAAUUGUCGCUCAGUGGUGAAACUAUCUCAAAGUACAGACAAUCAACUGUACAGAAUGGAUUUCCAUGUGUUCCUUGUGCGGCUGGGUCCCAAAGGACGCGGAGGCAAUCGGCUGUUGCGAAUACACGAUCAUGGCAUUUCUCUGGUGCCUUUACUUGCCAGCAAUCCUGUGGCAGCUGAAUACAGCUUCGAGCACAUUGCUAAAGUCACUGCCUCUAGUGAUGAUCCGACAGAGCUCUCGAUGGAAAUUCUAGACACGGCGAAGCAAAGCUAUGGGUAUGAAUCGGUCCGCUUGCAUUCCGACUCUAGAUCUGCUCUUCUUACUGUCCUAUUCAAUCGGAUCGACGAAGUCAAUGGGAUUGGUACUGAUUUUACUCUUAAGAAACACAGUAAUCAGAGAGGUGGCCUAGUUGACACAGUUUUACGUGUUCGGAGUGCCUCCCUAACGAAGAUGGUCAAUAUUGGCAACCGACAAGAGAGACGCCUGAUGAAAGGGGCCAAAAGAGUGAACUUCAGAGAUAUCGUUAAGCUGGAAACUCUGAUUGACGAUGAACACAUUGUGUUGGUGUACCUUGCCUCCCGUGUCAUGCGGCUUUCUCUCAAGGAUUCCUUGCCCUUUUUACUUGCUGUUCAACGUAAUAUGAAGUCAAAUUUAAAAUUGGAUGUUGAGAUCCAGAAGAUACCGAGUUCUGCAAUGAUUGAAAAUGUUGCGUCAUACCUUAAAAAAGGGAAAAACUCAUCCAUCAUUUAUAAGUUUGAAGUCAAAAAGCGACAGGAGCUAACAAAACAGGAGCGGCAGAGAGUGCUUUGUAUUACUAAGGAUUUUUUUAUUGAAAAGUGGGGGGACCAUGUUAUAGGCAUACACAGUUUAAAGGAUAUACUAGGCCUAAUUGUCAGCGAGAAAGACGAUCGAGAAGUGACCGUGGAGUUUAGGUCUUGGAGGCCUACCCAGUACUUUCUUGAUAAUAGAGACGACUUUUUGGCCAGUAUAGCUGACUUGAUGGGUAUGGGAAAGGGUACUGAGUUUUGCAUCCGGCUUGAGCCAUAUUUUCCCCAUGUUCUUCCCGAUAAGAUACCUGCAUUUCAUCAGAAUGAAUGCGAGGCAUACUUCCUGAACCGUUUUAUUGGAACCUUCAACUCCAUUCGCGACCCUACGUCAUUGCAUCUUGCGUUGAAAGAAUAUGCCUGCAAUAUCCAUGUAGGAGAUUCACUAUGUAGUGAUUUUAAAGUUCUUCAAGCUGUUACGGACACCUUGAAAGACUGUGUAGGAGGUUUCGGUCAAGAUUACAUACUCGCUACCACUUGUUGCCUUGUCCUUCAGAGACUUCUGGCUUCUCGACCAUGUUUUGAGUCCGUCAAAAGCAUGCCUGAAGUUGUUGCUGUAUUAUUCCAGUGCAUGCGAUCAGAAAACAGUGUGCUUUCCUAUCUUGCUAUAGUAGCUGUACGAUCAGCUAUUAAAUUUGCUGCAGAUCUCAGCGUUGUAGAGAUUGGCUAUGCCUCAAAGCAAGAGUUUGCGAAUAGGAUUGCAAUCUUAAGUUCUGAUCAUCUUCAGCAGUUGGUGAAACUACUGCAGUUAUACGCUCUUGAAAAGAACAGUGCUUUGAAUAUUGUGGGGCUUUUGGACAUCUUGACAUUGGCUCUCACUUCACAACCUAUGGAAAUUGAAACAGGGCGGACGUGGAUUAAGGCAUAUGAGGCGUCAAUUGUGGCUGCAGCAGGUGUAUUGUGUGCAAUUUCCAGGUCUUCGAGUUUUGUCGUUUUCUACAGGAAUGCAGUGUUGUUAAAAGCACUCCUCACGAAGUCCUCGCAGCCAGUGUCCAGACAUCUGCAGAAAUACUGCCUUGGUCGGUGUGUGAUCCUCACGCACUUGAAGACUGCACUUUUCUCCAAACAGGAGCGUGUUCGGCUUUUGAGUGGACACCUGGUUUUCCUUUUGAUGGAGGGGAACCGUGAUGCAAGAAAAGUCUUGGAUGUCCUUCUUCCCAAGGGUGUUAUGCAGCUGUAUGCCACUAAAAUAGAAAAUUCGAAGCUGGUUAUAAAGGAUAAGACAAGUGGGAAUUUUUCACCGUGGAUGGAGACUUUAGAAGUACUGCGAAGUCAAACACUUGAAACACCAGUAUUAGUUUGGAAUGAUCUAAAGCGUCUCGAACUCAGAAAGUUUCUUCAAGAUGAGGUAGAUGGAUUUUACGAAGCGUACGAAAGUGAUCACAAAAUCUUUUACAAUACUGCAGAUGUUCAACUUGUUUACUCUACAGCUAGUGAGCGUGAAGGCUCUGUGAUUGGUGGUGUCCACCUGGAACUUCUUGUGGAUCUUCACCCUGCUGCUGAUUCUGCCAAUUACCCUUUUUGGAAGCUACAUCAGCCACUGGCUAUAUUUCAAUCAGUAUUUCAGGCUAUGGUACUUGGUUUCACUCCCCUUUUUGGUCACAACAACUUACCGGAGCUUGAUCUACGACUGGCUGUCCAUGUACUUACCUGGAUUUAUGAACGACAUGCUGAUGAAGUUGCCUUUUGUCUUGAAACAUUGAAUGUUGUCGAGACUGCUGUCGGAAUGCUCCGUGAGGUGGUGGAGAGUGAACAUCAGGUGUUUAUUUUCAAGCUGGUGGUGUUUUUACUAGUCACCGUGGAGAAGGGAGGACGGGAUAAUGUUCUUCGCUUCAUCCGCAGUGGAGGGGCAACUGUUGUAGUUCCCCUCAUCGUGUUAUCAUUGGCCAAGUGCUGUAAUGAUAAGCAUAAAUUUGAAUGCGAUGCAUGGUCUGCGCAAGAUGUUCUGUCUCGAGGUGCUGUCGAAACGCUGCGUUACGUGGGCGCUGACGGCGAGGUGAGACUCGUCAGGAUUCCCUCUGGGAGAGCUCAUGAGUUGUUGGAAAGAGCAUCACAAGAUGGCAGCAUGGAAGCAAAGGAAGCUAUUAAAUGGCAGGAUGAGAAGGUUCCAGAAAAAAUUCAAUUGGGUUUAGCACUGGACUUGUUGGAAGCCCUCUUAAGGACAUCUGGUAGUGAUAGUACCAUUGAGCAUUUCCCACCCUCAGCUGCAUCUUUCAAUUUUUCUAGAGAGGAGAUCUUUUGCCAUUUGGUGCAAUCCCUUUUGCUUGCGAAAAGUCCGAUAUUCAACAGGAUUCUAGAGGUUGUGACCACAUUGGUGCAUUCCAACAAAACUGCAAUGUCUCACCUUUACAAACUUGGUGCUUUUGAAAUUCUCCUCUGGAAACUUCUUUCUGGUGAUAUUGUUGAAUGGGACAAAACAAGGAUUGCCAAGUUCCUUUCUCAAUGCCAUUUACUUCAGGAUCUUUCGGAAUCUCCUAGCCGUAAAAGCGGUGAAAGAGAACACGGGACUUGGCGAGACAGUGUCUUACACUUGUACUUACCUGAAGGCUUGAUACUGAAGCUUAUGUCUGAGGGACCAGAAUCCUUUUCAGCGUAUCUUGAUUCAGAGCAGAAUGGGCCCGAGAUAGUAUGGAACUUGGAGAUGAGACAGCGCUUGCUAGAUCACCUCACUUCCGAGCUGGAGUCUUAUGUCAAAUUCCGUGCAACGGAUCCUUUGGCAUUAUACAUUCAUGUCCCGAAAGCUCCAUUAUCAUAUCCAGAGUUGGAAGAUUCGGUCUUCUCAGCGCCUUUCUACAUUCAGAAUUUGCUUGAUAACGAGAGAUCUCCAAACUACCAAGUUAAUGAUCCGAAUGGCUUUCUUAAUAGUCUCAUGCAGGAUUUAAGGAGGUCAACGAAGAUGUUGGCCGAUGUUGUCACGGAGACAUCUGCAGUUCGUAAGGAGUUGACGCGUACCCAUCUAUUGAUUCAUGCACUUGCACAUCUUGUUGAUCGUUUCCCUGAGCUGGUGUUACCGGGUGACAUUGAAUCCGUUCUUGUUACACUAGCCACGCCCUCCCUUAGGACUUGCCUGGCAGAGAAGGACGAAGCGCCCCUGGUUUCCACUGAGGUUUUGCAGCACUGUGUUCGUGUGCUGCGGAGAUACUGCUCUGCAGUUACGAGAGAUGAUGAAAUACCGCAAGCAUCUAUCAAUUUUGCGUUAAGCGUUUUAUCACUUGGAACGAGGUUAAACCUUGAUGGAUCCUUUCCGGAACCAAGCAGAAAUGCAAGUCUGGACUUGGCUGUUACAGGAGCCUUUUUCAUUCUCGAGAUAGCUUCUUCUUCCAGGGUUGGAAGACUCUGCCUUCGCGAGGACAAUAGAUGGCAGGAGGGAUUCCUCUUGGCUCUUUGCUCAGCUGCUGGAGAUGCCUUGGCUAACCCUCCUCGUGGUCCUGCACCAAAAUCAUUUGCAUCAUUGAGUUGUUUGAAGAACUUUGCCGGUGAUGAGGACUUGUAUGAGCUUGUUCUUAAGCAGGGUCUGUAUCUACCGCUAUUGUUAUUAGCUAUCCCACCUGCUGAAACCGCUCUUAAAGCUAGAGACACCAAGUCCGCUCUCCUUUAUUCAGCUGCCGAUGUCUUGGGGACUUUAAUUCGUAUCCUAAAACAGACAGGGGGAGCUCGCCCCAAUCCCAUCCAGCAACAACAACGGUCACUUAUGACCCAUCUCAUUCCAGGUCCAUUGCUUGCAUGCCUAGAGCAUACCGAGGGACCCGACAAGUUUAUGACGAUGGCUGAGACUGACUUAGAGCAACCGAUGAUUAUCUGGACAUCAAAAGUUAGGGAAGAGCUUCAUGAUCGUGUAAUGGAUCGUCUGCAGCAGCAUCAUAUAUUAUUGGCUACAGGGAGUGGUGAUGCUGGUAAUGAGCUAGAAUGGAUACAGUCAUUUCGAUACGAGUGUCUCAAGGAUGAGAUAAGUGUCGGUGGGGUGUUCGUGAAAGGUCUUGCAUCUGGUCAGUGGAAGACCUUUGGUUUGCCAGCAGGGCACGACUUCCUUGAUGAUGUACUAGAUUAUCUGGAUACAAACCAAUACGUACUUGGUGCAGAAUCACACUCGGGCCUAAGGAUCAGUGAAUAUGACAAGGUUACGCUCGAUGAAUAUCUAACAGUUCUGGCUUCACUUAAAGAGACUCUAAAAUAUGCUGUAAAAGUGGGCAGGGCAGAACUAAUUGCACGAUGCCGUCUACCCUUGCUCACAACAAUUGCAAUCAAAGGACACAGCUUGUGGCAUAUCCAGAUUGAAAUUGCUAGUAUUGUUAAAGUUCUGGCAGAGGAUGACUCUGGAAGAGAAGCUGUACUUCAAUCGAAGUUGAUGGCAUCACUGGCAGUCAAGCUUUGGGAGUGUGCAGCCAAUCCUGGUGACGACGGAAUGGAAGAGCUACUCAUGGUCAUUCUUCAAGCUCUUCGUACUCUCAGUGAAGGGCUUCCUGCUACAGUAUUGGCUACUAAUCAAUUUGCAUCUUCUGGAGUUCUUCUACCGCUCUUGGCGAUAUUUUGUGACGUUAAGCUACCAAAUUUGGAGGAUUUCAACUACACUGGUGGCUCUGGCUCAAUGUAUCUUUCAGAAGCAGGGCGCAUUGUAGCUGCGCAAACACUUGGACAGCUCCUUUUAGCUGGCAGUGGUGUUAGUCGUCGUUCUAAACUUCUCCAGGAUCUAUCUCAGCGCAAGUCUUUGGUUAGUAAGAGCACAAACAGUUCAGCACAUGGGUCUGCCAAUGGUCACUACAAUAAUGAGGAAGGUGUAGGCGAAGCCACUGAUAUGUACGAGUUGAUCAACAUUAUUGAAUCAAGUAAAAAGGACAGCAAAGGGGUACGACCAAUUGUCAUCCAGACGUUUCUGCUGCUGCUUCCUCUGGACCUUCUAUCGACUUUAGCGAGGGAUCCAGUAGAAGCCUGCCGGAAGUUUGAUGGUGCCUCUCAGACUCCACGUCUCGUGUGGGAUGAGGGGAAACGGGUACUCGUGAAGGAAACACUCAGUAAGGAGGCACGCAAGUUGCAAGGUGCUUUGCAACAACAGGAUUUGUCUCAUCUGCCAACCUGGUCUAUGGAAGAAGGGCAGGCAGUUUUUGUUCAGUGGAUACUGAUCACUAUUUUGUAUGGGGAUACAAAGGCAAUAUACCGCGAUAGCGAACAGGUUGGUUAUGCCCGCGAAAUGUAUCUGGGUGGGUUUUUUGUGGAUCAGUUUUUGAGGGACCCAGGGUUUGACUUCGGUAACAUUCUUGAGGCGCGAUUUCUUUGUGAAGUUCGAAAGGCUGUCAUCAUUGGAGCGUACGCCGACGUUUUCAAUUUUGAUGAUCGAAGGCGAUUACUACUCACUCUUCUACUUCUUUUCAAAGCUCGGCCUUAUCUCCUAACUGGCCAGUCGAACAUUGACAUCUUCCUCCCUGUUUAUGACUUUAUGAGCAACCCAAACGAGCGUCGAGCACUUGCUCAACCUGCUAUGUGCUUGAUUCAUGCUAUUUCCUAUGAUUCAGAUAUAGCCGAUUGUAUCGUCUCUGAAGAGUUGGUUGAGAAUCUGGUUUCUCUUUUGCAACUGAGGGUUCCGAAAUCCGCAGCUGGUCAUGCUGGAACUGAUCCUCGAAUAUGCAGCCUCAUGUUACUACUACGGUUGAUGAGGCUUAGUAGUGCUACUGUGGACGUUGCGUUAAGGCUGGGAACUGUUCCUAAAAUGGCAGACUUCAUCAUAGAUACCGAAGGUUCAGAUGGGGUUACACAACGUGCAAUUGAGUGUUUGGCGAUGAUGUGUGCAGACAAGCGCAAGGGUUCUGAAGUAAACAGGUUGCUAGAUAAAUUAGUACCUGAAAAUGCUAAGAAUUAUGGUGCAUGGAUCACACCUACUAGCCAUAUUAGAGAUGAGGUAGUUGAUUCCGAGACAGUGAAGCAUUUUUUAAAACACAAGUAUCCUUGUGAUUGGUGGACUCAAGAUUCUUUAGAAGGAAUAAACGACGAAGAUUCCGGAUUGGGACCAGUCUCAGUAGUCAAUGCUUCUGUGUCCUUCCCUAAGGCGACGAUGGUAGAUUUUAACGACGAAGCAGAUGGAGUUUUCAAACGUAGUGUUGCAAUUGGAGCUGAAGUGGAUACCAAAGACGUACAUAUUGUAGGGAAACGACCUGGUAGUGUAAUUUUGGACUUCGAGGUGUAUUUUCGACGGCUCGGCUCUGAAUUCAGCAAGAGAGGCCAACCUCGGAGGCCUGAUGUUGAUGCUCGGGUGUUCAAAGAGAAGCUCGAAUACGAUACCACCACCUUUUUUGGUGGUCGAUACUUCGGACGCAUGGGCCGUCCUAAUGUUCUGGCAGUUACUGUGAGGCAUCUCAAUCACACUGGGGAUGCUGUGGAUGAUGCUUUUGAUAAAGAUGUAUUUGGUCGUUUUGAAGACACAAGUAAUGAAAGGGAUAGAAUAUCCAAGCACACACUCCAAGAUUUGGAUAGAGAUGAUGAUCAUCAGACCAUCUUCGAGCACCAACCCACUGAUCUGGACGCGGAUGAAGUCGAGGUUGAAGUUUUGAAACGGAACCAGAAAAUGUCAGGUCUAGGCUUGUUUGCAGAUGAGCCUGGCUUUCGCGCUUCAGAACUUAGAAACUCUGUGGAGUCUCCCUCAAUGUCGCCUACUUCCGUGCUUACUCUAUCUUUGGAUGAUACCAAGGAGUCUAGUUCUAGUGGUACUCCAUCGACAAGGUUUGCACAAUCUAGUCCCUCGGGUUCUUCUAGUGCCAAUUCUGCUUCGAAAUCUCCUCCAUCAUCUAUUCCUGGUCUAACAGCCAGACCAUCUUUCAACUUCACCUCGAGAAUGGAUUCCCUUCCACCUACAUCACCCUCUGUUUCUAUCCCUCAGGGAGCGUCUCGCAUGUCUCUUCCACGCACUACCAGUAUGUCUUUCAACAGGACUGCGGUACCAGGUCUCAUCCGACCUCCCUCUCCUGGAAGGAUCCCUUCAAUGGGUCAACUCCCUCCGUCACCUUCCGCCCGUUCCCCCUCUUUGACGAAUAGGUCGCAGUCUCUAUCUAGCCCAACUUUUCAGGCUUCACUUUCGCCAUCUUCAACGAAGGAAUCUCCAGGGGCAGCAUCUCCUGUGACGAGGCCUCCGACGCAGUCCCAUGCACCAGUUUCAAUUCGAUCAUCGCCAGAUAGAUCUGUGUCUCCAAUUGCAGCUGCUGCAUCAGUUCCAAGUCGAUCACCACCGGAGAGGCCUGCACUUCCUGUAGCAGCAGCUAGUGCACCAGUUUCAACUCAAUCAGCACCAGAGAGAUUCACACUACCAGUAGCAGCUGCUGUACCAGUUCCAAUUCGAUCACCACCGGAGAGACCUGCUCUUCCAAUAGCAGCAGCUGGUGCACUGCUUCCAACUCAAUCAUCACCUGGUAGGUUUGCACUUCCGGAAGCAACUGUUGCACCAGUUCUAACUCAAUUAUCACCAGAGAGAUUCGCACUUCCAGUAGCAGCUAGUGCACCAGUUCCAAUUCGAUCAUCGUCAGAGAGAUAUGUGCCUCCAGCAGCGUCUUCUACUUCGGUUCCUCGCUCUGUUUCAAUGAGAGAAUCUCAGCCAAUACCCGUUGAUCCGGCUCUUCUUUCAAAGUUCAACAGGCAUAUAACGGUGAAGUUCGAGGAUGGAAGAACGGUCUCUUUGGGUGUAGCGCUAGCGCUGGUGUUAGAAGGAGCUAAUCUAACAACCACAAAAAGAGCCGUGGCUAUCAUUCAAUUCUAUAAUGCAUUUGAAGAGGAACAAGAAGAGUUGGGGAGAAUGAUAGAAAAAUUUCCAAAACUGGUGCAGAAGUUUGCUUUACAACCACACCUCUGUUAUGACCUGAUGUGUGUUUGGGAAGAAAACUGUUUGGAUCUGUUGCUGAAUGACGAAUUGGUCAAGUACGGGAAAGUAAUUUCAGCACUGGACAUCUGCUCGGUAGAGAAUAUUGACGAAGCUGUAGAAGAAGCGAAGAAAAAGUUUCAAGCUAUUCUUAAGAUUCGCAAGGAAAACCAAGCGAAAGAGUUGAAGGAGAAACCAAAGCCAGUAAAAGCAGAUGGUGGAGACGUCCUCAACGUUACAAGUGGGAAGAAGGUUCAAGAGGAGCUUAGACUACUUCCUAAAUUCAAGUUACAAUCAGGAAAGAAAAAGAAAGGGGCCUGGUCAUAACAUCAUCGUUCAUAGUUGUCAUUUGGUCAAGGUGAUGGGAAUGAACCUAGGAACUUUUCUUUUACUAGUUUAGUACAUGUUCAUUCAAUUCAAUGUGACAAACACUUAAGAUUCUUGCUUAGCAUUUGAUUAGGAUUCAUAGAGAGCUAUUAGCUUAUGCAGUCGCAAUUGUUAUACUGCCUGUACCUGUUGUGUAACCUACAAUGCAACCUUGUACUAGUCAUGAUAUUUUCUCAGGUCUAUUAUAUUUCUGAA